AUGGAACCACUACGUCAUCGACGAAAUUCUGCUUCAAGUAUUCAUUCACAAUCAGAUUCAUCUAUUGCGAAUGUUCAAUGUUCAGCCGAGCAUACACAUGCUAUUGUUCAAAGACAGAAAGACAACAAAGUCGUUCUCAUACCAUUAGAACGUUUCGUCAACUUUGGCAAGACAGUCAAAGUGAACGAGAUUGCUACUUAUAAGGAAAAGGAAGAUUCUCGAAAAGCCGAUCGAGGCAAAGUUUUAAUUUUUGGAACUGAAGAAUUAUGCGUCGAGCAGCUUCAAGUUUUAAUGGAAGAAAUCGGUAAUGAGAACGAAGAACCAUCAACAAUAUCUGCUAAUGCAAUUUCAUCAUCGUCAUCAACCACUGCAAAGGACACGAGUAAUAAAAAGCGAUUUUUAAAUAUGACGAACGAAUCAUGUAACAAGAAAAAGAAAGUGAAUAAUCAGAGUGGGAUGUCAAAUCAAUUAUUAACAUCCAAAAAUAAAUCUCAAUCAAGUAAAGCAGAUCGUCGAUUCGAUUCCCGAUCAUCAAUCAGUAUUAAUGUAACUCCUGUUGUAACAAAAACGAGUAGAAAAACAAAAGAUCAAGUUAAACGAAAAUUAUUUACGGAUUCGAACAGGUGCUCAGUCCAUGAUGAUUCCCAUGGCGAAGUCUUUGGUAACUUUUUAGAAGAUAUUCAUGAAAUUCAUGAUAUUGGGAAGGAAAAUCAGCCACCAAAUGAUACUGUCGGUGAUGAAUCUUAUUCGAAAUCAACUAAUGAUAAUCAUUAUCAAUCUGAUCCGAAAACACCUGCUAACAUUGCUUCAUCGAUUCAAUCAGAUGCUGAAGAAAUUUUUAAUUCACCUGAAGAUGAUAAAAACACAAGUUCAAGUUUAAGUGAUAUUAGUGCUGAUUUGGAAGAUGUGGAUUCAGAUCAAGUGAAAACUAUCUUGUUGAAAAAAUAUAUAAAAACCUAUAAAAAAUAUCAACAAGAAAAGCACAACACAACGAUACUGCGAGCUAAAGUCGAUUAUUAUAAAAAGAAUUACGUUCCGAUGCCUGAUGCAAGAGCUCGUGCAUGGUUUAGCCGUGUGGCAAAAGUAUUGAAUAGAAAUUUAUCAGCCAAUGAUAUUCUUGAACAUUCUAAACGAAUUGGGUUUUCCAAUCCUAAUCUACUUCUUGGUUGUAUUGGUGACAAUGGCACCGAGACAACACGAAAAAUCAUUCGAAACAUGUAUUCAAAAGAAGUAUUAUUGACCAAAGUUGGAAACGAAGCUGUAUCAAAAGAAAGACAUUUUGUUGAAGUCCAUCAUGGACUCAUUGCUGAUCAUCCAUUUAAUGAAAGCAUCAAUGGAGUCUUUCGUCAAGCAAAAUCUUACUCAAAAAAAUCAAAGGAAAAAAAAGCCGUUUCAAAAGCAUCAAAUGUUAGUCAAAGAAAAAUUAGUGAUAUGCUUCCAAAAAAGAAAUUAGCUUUAAAUGUAACAAGCAAAGUUAUGAAAACUUUUGAUGAUCCAUGUUCAAGUUCAAAUGAAGAUAACGAAAUAUAA
Rotaria socialis is the source of this 1530-nucleotide messenger RNA. NCBI's taxonomy places the organism in Eukaryota, Metazoa, Rotifera, Eurotatoria, Philodinida, Philodinidae. The record is from the annotation of a GenBank genome assembly.